This is a messenger RNA of Papaver somniferum (opium poppy), 1363 nucleotides long. RefSeq lists its product as uncharacterized. NCBI's taxonomy places the organism in Eukaryota, Viridiplantae, Streptophyta, Magnoliopsida, Ranunculales, Papaveraceae. The record is from RefSeq and is a predicted model, not a curated record. Bases 140 to 1030 code for a protein of 296 amino acids. The transcript has 4 exons.
GGGACGUUUCCCAAUAUUCUCUCGGCGCCCUUAGAAAAAGGUAAAAGUAAAAAAACAGAGGGAUAUUAUUCGCUUCUUCAUCUGCUGCGUUCCUCCUCCUCCAAUUUUUCUUUAAACUACUAGGGUCUCGUUUGGAGCAAUGGCGCCCAAAAAGAAACUAACUCGAUAUGAUGCCGCUUAUGAUCAUUUGGGGCCAUUAAGUCUAGGGUUUCCAAAGAGAGUGAUUCGGUCUAAAAUUGAUUCCCUUUUGAAGGUUUAUGGUAAAGAUGAAGGUUGGAUCUUCAUUGAGGAAUGUUCAUACAAGUUACUGAUUGAGUGUCUCUUGGAAGAUCAAGAGAUGUUACUCUUAAAAGGACCAGAAGAUGAAGAAGACCUAGGGAACCUACUUCUGAAGGAGAAAGAGGAAGAAGAUGAAGACCAGCAACUUCUGGAAAACAAUUCAAGCAUUGUUGAAAAGAGAAUUACAAGGUCAUGUUCAGCUGCAAGGACAUCAAAAGCAAUCACUGUAUUUGAACACAUUGGCUAUGAGUCUAGGACUGAGGAGGCGAAGAAGAUAAUAGAAGACAACAAGUAUCUUUUGCCAGCUGCACAAAAAGAGAGGUCGCUAAGAGAACUUACUGCUCUUGUAGUCUUUGGAAAUGAUGAUGACAAGUUGGUCUCUGCACAAGAGAAGUCGCAAGAAAGACUUACUGGGCCUGUGCAAGGUUCUCCCCAGUAUCUUUUGCCAGCUGCAGAAAAAGAGAGGUCACAAAGAAAACCUGCUGGUCUUCUAACCUAUGGAAAUGAUGAUGGCAAGUUGGUCUCUGCACAAGAGAAGUCGCAAGAAAGACUUACUGGGCCUCUGCAAGGUUCUCCCCAGUACUGUAUGAGGAGGCCCUGUUUUGGUUUGCUUGAUAAUGAGGAUGAUGGUGAAGACGACUAUGUGUUCUCUGAGACAAAGGCUUCAGUUCGUGAAAGAAUGGUCAGGGAGGGGUCAGUAAUUCCCAGGGAAGUACAGAAGUCUUGGUGGGAUGCCGUGGGUGCAACAUAGCAGGAACUAGCAUGCUGUUAGAUAGAAUGAACGACCAGGAAUGUUUGAUAAUUGAUAGGACUGGGACUGACCAUAUGAACACACAACAGAAACCAACCUGACACCAACCAACUCUUGACAUUGAAGUUCCUCUUGCUGUUCAGAAGGAUGUUGUGUACUUUAGGACGUUGUGUACUUUAGGUAUGUUCUUCUUUGUGAAUCCUUAUAUUAGUUCGAUAAAAUAUAUAUGUACAUAAAUAGACAGACCAGGAAUGUUUGGAAUUGGAUCAUAAUUGCACCAAGCUUUCAGUUGGGAGUUUGGAUGGGGUACAAUCUUCUUCUCUUUUUUUGUCC